AAUGUAAAAACCCCCCGCGAUGGCCUCCGCGGAAUCACCGCGGUGGCGGCGGCGGCUCCCGCCGGCGAUACCACUCGAACCCGUUCGUACCACCAUAAUCGACCUCGGCGACGACCUCAUCCUCGAGAUCUUCCUCCGUCUCCCGUCCCUGCCGAGCCUCGUCCGCGCCGCGCUCGCCUGCCGCGCUUUCCUCGCCGCCGUCCUCUCCGCCCCGGCCUUCCGCCGCCGCUUCCGCCAGCUCCACCCGCCCCCUCUCCUCGGGUUCUUCUUCGUCCCCAACCGCGGCGAAGCGUCCCCGUUCGUGCCCGUCCACCGCCGCUCCGACCCGGACCUCGCUGCCGCCGUCCGCGGCGCCGACGUCUUCCUCACGCGCCUCCCCUGCCACGAGGACGCCUCCCAGGUGUGGGAGCUCUUGAUGUGCCAAGGCGGCUACAUCCUCCUGGUCAACUCGAGCACCAGGCAGAUCGCCGCCUACAACCCCCUCACCCGGGCUCUGGAUAUCCUUCCGCCGCCCGACGAGAUCUCCAACGCUUUCCGUGGCAACUUCAUCAGGCUCGACUUCCUCAUCCUCUCCUCCGAGGAGGCCGAUGGAUCUUUCCGCGUGCUCGGCUUAUACUACGGGAAAUCGGAGGUGCGCGCCGCCGUCUUCUCUUUCAACACCAUGGACUGGAGCAUCCUCACCCUGUCAGAGCCUGCAAUUGCACAGCCGUCGAGAAAGAACUGUACUAGGCUUCAAUCGGGUACGCUGUUGAAUGGAUCCGUGUACUGGCCACACAAGAAAAAGGCUUACAUGCUGGUGCUCGACGGCGCUGCAAUUUUCCUACAUGGAUCUGCCGGCGCACUUGAAGGGACAAGGGGACACUUACAUGAUUGGGGAAACCAAGGAUGGAAAACUCUGUAUUGUCUCCGUAACUGAAUUCACAUUGUUCGUUUGGUUCCAGAGGGCAAACGCUGACGGUGUGGAGGAGUGGAUGCUUGACAGUGUGAUCUCGUUGGAGGCCCAGGUUCUUGAGGCUACCAAGGGCUCACGGGAUGAUCGGUAUGCUCUCAAAGUGUGGGAUAUUCUGGACGGCAUUGUGUACUUGUCAACUUUGGAGAUAUUCAGAGAUUCUAGGUCACCUUCUUGGUUCCUAUCCUUCUGCCUGGAAACAAGGAAGCUGGAGAAGCUCUUUCGCAAGACUAUUGACAAUGACGGCUUUCCGUACAUCAUGGCAUGGCCUCCUUCUCUGGUACGCAACAAUUUGAGCCCCUGACUUUGGGGGUACCAUGUGUGGAACUUGGUAUUGGUAUGAUCACACAGGAGGAAGAUGGAAAUAGAAAUGAUAAACCUUAUUUUACUAUCCUUUUAUCAUUAACGCUGUUUUGAUUAUUUAUAUUUAUAUCAACACACUCUUGUUUGAAUUCUAGAGUAAUAUCAGUACAACCAGAUGCUUUUGUAAACUGGCAGGUCUAUGGUGUAUCUUAGUUAAAGCACAUCAGUGCUGUAAUUUGUUUCGCAUAUUAAAACUGUAAUAACAUGUUUGUCCAAUGUAGCAUA
Molecule: messenger RNA, 1537 nt
Organism: Panicum virgatum (switchgrass)
Lineage: Eukaryota; Viridiplantae; Streptophyta; Magnoliopsida; Poales; Poaceae
Exons: 1
Coding region: 20-916 (298 amino acids)
Molecular function (GO): protein binding
Source: RefSeq, a predicted model, not a curated record